AUGACUGGUGGCCCCCGAGAAGCGGACCUGCUGUUUGACGUGCUCGGAGAGCCUGCAGCUCCGCCCCUGAAUGCUGUGCUGCAGCCCAACGCACAAAACCCCACAGCGUGGCAACCGUUGCGCAAUGCCCCGUCAGGGCCUUCAACUGACGCAGGUGGAGAGGGGUGGAUCUCGGAUGCAUCGACGACCGCAUGCUCUCAGCAUAUCCAGCAAGUAGUUCGACAGGCGGUGCUUAAUCCUUUGCGCAGCUCACCCUCUCAAAUUGACGGCAGCGAAUCACAUGAAGCAAAGCGCCGCGAGAGUGUCGCGCCGCCUUCGCAGACGGAAUUGUCGUCGCAGUACAAGGUGAUAAUGGUGGACGCGCUAGGGAUGCCAGUGGAUUUGCCAAGAGGUGCGCCACAGAGCUUUGAGGACCUGCUUCAGCUCUCGCCGUCGAUCCUGCAGACACAGCUGCAGAAGCUGAUGGAGCGCAAGCACUACCGCACCCUCACCCCUGUGCAGGCCGCCGCCAUGCCGUUUAUGCUGGAGUACCGUGAUCUGCUCUGUAUAGCGCCAACUGCGACUGGCAAGACCCUCUGCUAUGUCUACACAGCUCUCCUGCACCUCCUGCUAAAAGACAUGGGCGAUCGACCAACCGCGGCCGCAACAACGACCGCGGGCAACGAGAACAGCGCUGUGAGUCUGAACCGGCGGCAAGUGGAAACCUUUCUGCAGGAAAAAAUCGACAAAGGGGAAGUCUGCCCCUAUUGCGAGCUGAGCAUCAGCGAGGUGCGCGUGUGCCCGAUGACAGGCUUUCCGCACCCAUCUGUGUCUGAGCUCGAGACCAGCCUCGCUCUUCGAUCAAAGGAGCGCCGUGCGAUGCGGCUGGAAGAGCUACAAUCCUCUGUCGCGGAGCCGCGCGUCCUGGUGCUGGUGCCGAAUAGUCAGUUAGCCUCUCAGGUCGCUGCCGUGUUCCGCUCUCUUCAUUGCGACUACAGGAUCCACUGCAUAGUACGCGCCUCCAGCGCAGAGGAACAGCGCAAGUACCUGCAAGCGCUGGAGGGCGGCGUCGACGUGCUCGUUGCCUCCCCAGAAACCAUACUGCCAGCGCUAUACAAGCAUAAACUGUCCUUGAGGCGAGUGCAGACAGUGGUGAUGGAUGAGGUGGACGACAUCGUCUCUGUGAAUCACUUCGAGCCCAUGAAGAUCAUCCUUGGAGCGCUCCCAAAGGGCGUUCUACGGCCGCAGCGACUUCUGCUGGGUGCCUCGCUUCCACCUGUUGCCUAUGGAAUGAUCAAGACAAAGAUGCUGCUUCCAUCUCACAGAUUUGUGCUCGUCGACCUCAAAACCCAGGCAGAGCAAAGCCGUGCUGCGCAUUCUACUUUAGCAUCGUCAUCGUUGUCGUCCUCCUCUCCCCACCAGCCAAACCCAGGGGAGAACGGUGAUGACCCUGCAGCUGCCUUGUCCGCCACCGUGACGGGUGGCCUCCUGACCGCGCGCACGAAUCUGCGCCACCUUGUGUUUAUGGUGGGGCGCGCCGAGAAGGUGCAGAAGCUGGCGUGGCUGUACGAGACCGGGAAGCUCAACCCAGACCAGCGUACCCUCAUUUUCUGCAACACACGCCACAACGUCGCCUACGUGUGCGAUAAGAUGAAGGCAUUAGUUUCGCAGGUGAACUUUACCACGCUGACCUCGCACGCCUCGUCGACGGCGCGGGAAGGCGUACUGAAGAUGUUCCGAACAGGGGUGUCGACUGCCCUUAUCUGUACAGACCUGCUGAGUCGCGGAAUUGACUUCCAGGGCGUGGUCUACGUCGUGCACUACGACAUGCCAGCGGACAUGGAAACCUGGACGCACCGGUGCGGCCGUUGCGGUCGUGGAGACUCGUUGCGGGGCAGAGGGUACACAUAUACCUUUUUUCAGCCAGAGAACAUCAAGCUGGCAAAGCCACUGGUUGGAUAUCUCCGCCAGCAUCAACAGCUGGUGCCACCGAAGCUGCGCGAGUACGCGAAGCAGUCUUUCAUUGACCUGUUCAACAACUCGCUCUUCCACCAUCCGACGCGGCCAUACCGCAAGGAUGAUCCACAGAAUAGCACACCGGUUCUCGGCAGAGGAACGCGACGCUUCCCUGACUACAAGCAGGGUACCAUUCACAAACACUUCCGGCCACAGUGA
This is a messenger RNA of Leishmania braziliensis MHOM/BR/75/M2904, 2154 nucleotides long. Its product is annotated as putative DEAD/DEAH box helicase. NCBI's taxonomy places the organism in Eukaryota, Euglenozoa, Kinetoplastea, Trypanosomatida, Trypanosomatidae. Bases 1 to 2154 code for a protein of 717 amino acids. The transcript has a single exon. The record is from RefSeq and is a predicted model, not a curated record. Gene Ontology annotation, biological process: maturation of SSU-rRNA. Gene Ontology annotation, cellular component: 90S preribosome. Gene Ontology annotation, molecular function: nucleic acid binding; ATP binding.